Molecule: messenger RNA, 819 nt
Organism: Symbiodinium sp. CCMP2456
Lineage: Eukaryota; Dinophyceae; Suessiales; Symbiodiniaceae
Source: the annotation of a GenBank genome assembly
AUGGCCGAUGCUGCGUAUAUCCAGAAAGAUACCAGAUGGCGGAACAAGCAGCGAACGCUUGUGUUCUGCAGCCGCGGAGUUACAGCAAGGUUUCGCCACUUGUGCGACGACCUUCGCAAGCUUUUACCCCACCACAAAUCCGAACCAAAGUUUGAGAAACGAUCAAACUUUAACGAGAUCAAUGAGAUCUGCGAGCUGAAGAAUUGCAACAAUGUCGUGUUCUUCGAAGCUCGGAAACGAGAAGACUUGUACCUUUGGGUCGGCCGAGUGCCCUCUGGCCCGACCAUGAAGUUUCAGGUGUUGAACAUCCAUACUACGCAGGAGGUCAGACUAGCUGGGAAUUGCCUGUUGGGCUCCCGGCCGAUAAUGUACUUUGACAAAAGCUUCAGUGAGGUGUCAUACCUGAAGCUUGUCAAAGGCUUGUUUACCCAGGUUUUUGGUACUCCGCGAAAUCAUCCCAAGAGCAAGCCCUUCCAUGAUCACAUCAUGUGCUUCUACUGGCUGGACAAGAAGAUCUGGUUCAGACACUACCAAAUCUCGCCGGAAACGCCGGAGGACAACAACAAGCCUGAGAAGCAGGUCCUCACUGAGAUUGGCCCUCGCUUCGUGCUGGACCCAAUCAGAAUCUUGGGUGGAAGCUUCAAUGGGCAAACCUUGUACCUGAACCCUCACUACAUGUCGCCCACGGCCUUGCGGGUUCAGGCAAGGAAGUUGCUCAAGAACCCCUACGUAAAGAAGCUCAACGACAAAGCCGAGAGAGAAGAGCGCAAGAAGGCGAACGAGCUUCCCGAAGAUCCUGUAGAGGAUGUCUUCGAGUGA